Molecule: messenger RNA, 2231 nt
Organism: Hippocampus zosterae (dwarf seahorse)
Lineage: Eukaryota; Metazoa; Chordata; Actinopteri; Syngnathiformes; Syngnathidae
Gene: slc16a5a
Product: solute carrier family 16 member 5a
Exons: 6
Biological process (GO): monocarboxylic acid transport; transmembrane transport
Molecular function (GO): monocarboxylic acid transmembrane transporter activity
Source: RefSeq, a predicted model, not a curated record
CUGGGCACGUUGACCUACAUGUGAGGGGGGAGGCAUUUGGUGGUCUUGAGGUGCCCUACCCUGAUACACACCCUCCCCACGCAGGCCUGCCUAGCACGUCACAUCCCCCACCUCCGGUCGAAACAUCCCUUAAUCUCCGUCUCGGUUUUUUUUUUUUGGAAGGGGCAACGCCAAACGAAGUCGAACCACGUGAGCGAACAGUUGCAGCCGACCGAGGAGGACCCGAGACGAGAAGGAGCGAGCCAUGGCCGACGGCAGAGGCGGCGAGAGCGACCGGAGCCGCGACGGCGCCGCCUAGCGUACAAUGAGCAGCGAUUUACAACAUCAACGCGAUGGCCUCAGACGGGCCGGAAGACGAAAGACGAGCCGCGGGGGCCCAAGCCCCGGACGGUGGCUGGGGCUGGGUUGUGCUGGUGGCCACCAUGCUGGUUCUGGCGCUGACGCUGGCCUUCCCGUCCUGCGUGGGGAUUUUCUACAACGACCUGCAGAGGGACUUCCACGCCUCCAACAGCCAAACUUCCUGGGUGCCCUCCAUCAUGACGGCCGUGCUCCAUGCGGGAGGCCCCGUGUGCAGCGUGUUGUUGGAGCGACUGGGAUGCCGAGCGACCGUCAUGCUGGGCGGAGUCCUGAGCGGACUGGGGAUGGCCGCCAGCUCCUUCACGCGCUCCAUCGGCCAGCUCUACGUCACGGCCGGCGUCAUCACCGGUUUGGGUUUCUGCUUGAGCUACCAGCCGGCCGUGACCAUCCUGGGGCAGUAUUUUGUGCGGCGCCGCGCCUUCGCCAAUGCCGUCUCAUCCACGGGUACGGCGCUGGGUUUGUGUACGCUUCCGGUGCUGGCCAACUUCCUGCACGGCGAGCUGGGAUGGAGGGGAAGCUUUCUGGUUUUGGGAGGCGUGCUGCUCAACUGCUGCGUAUGCGGCGCCUUGAUGCGACCUCUGGCGCGAACGCCGAGGGAGACGGCGGCGGCGGGUUGCGAGCCGCCGCUUGAGUCGGGUUGCGUCGGGACAUCUAGCGGGAUUCAAGCCUGCGUGAGCAAACACAUGGCCCUGGACCAGCUGCGGCACAACCGGCGCUAUCGCGUCUAUGCCGUGGCCAUCACGUAGACCAUGCUGGGCUUCGUGGUGCCGCUGAUCUACCUGGUGCCCUACGCCACCGACAACCGCAUGGAGGCGGGCCGGGCGGCGUCCCUGCUCUCCGUCCUGGGCCUGGUCAACAUCGCCGUGCGACCGCCCGUCGGCGCCAUCGUCAACCUGCCGUGGUUCCGGGGCCGCCACGUGUACGUGUUCUCCGGCGCGCUCCUGGUCAACGGGCUGAGCAACGCCGUGUGCUGCCUGGGGCCGACGUUCCCGGUGCUGCUGAGCUACGUGCUGCUCUACGGGCUUUCCAUGAGCGUGGUGGGCUCCCUCAUGUUCACCGUCCUGAUGGACGUGGUCGAUAUGAGUCGCUUCGCCUCGGCGCUCGGCCUCCUCGCCAUCAUGGAGAGCGUCACGUUGCUGGUCGGACCUCCGCUGGCCGGAAUCCUGGUGGACUCGACGGGGCAGUACUUCUACGUCUUCUUGGCCUGCAGUGUCAUCGUGGCCUCGGCCGCCAUCUUCCUGGCUUCCGCCUUUUGGUGGAUGGAUGCCGACGAGCGUGCCCGACGCGGCGAGCAAAGAGCGAGACAAGAAGAAAGCCGCCGUGACCCGGUUGUUGACUCUCUUGUCGCCCCCAGACCGCCAGGUGGCGCUGUGACAUACACAAAACAAGCCGAUUUGUGCUUGUGAUACUGUUUCAUAAACAUUGCGAUAGGCAAGCUUCGACAGGCAUGCGAUCGUUUCCUUGGAAAACAAACAAAACAAAGUCUCGGCUGAGCUUUGUUGGACAACUGAGAUGCCCAUUAUUUAUUGCUUUCAUUGUAUCAUUUGGAUCACAUUUCUUUAUUAUCAUCUUAAUGCAAAGUAUUUCAGAGUCUUAAUACUUUACCCUUAUAAAAUGAUUGUUUUGACAUGAGGGUUAUACUGCACAGUUUUCAUUUCUGUCAUUAUUUGGACAUUAUAAUAUUCUUCUUAUCUUUGGUUAUUUGAUUCAUAGUGUUGUAAUGUGAUUACUAUGUUAUCUUUUCUCAUCAAUUGAAUGAGUGAGUGAUGUGAGAAGCUAAAACUGCAAAUGUUAGAAUUAUGUUUUAAUCUCGUUUGAAUGUUAUCAUAAAUCUUAUCAAUUCAAGAUCUUGUUAUUAUUUAGUUUCUCUUACA